Messenger RNA from Pelobates fuscus (common spadefoot toad), 857 nucleotides. RefSeq names its product phospholipase A2 inhibitor and Ly6/PLAUR domain-containing protein-like. The record is from RefSeq and is a predicted model, not a curated record. Lineage: Eukaryota; Metazoa; Chordata; Amphibia; Anura; Pelobatidae. The transcript is spliced from 5 exons. The coding region runs from base 58 to 711 and encodes 217 amino acids.
ACAGACUACCAUUGUCCAUCUAGGUUAUCCCUGCCAACAGGUCUGGAUCCACAGAUCAUGGUUUAUAUACUUACAGUCAUCUGCAUCCUGUCAUCUGUGACAGCCUCAGGUUUUUGUCUUUCAUGCACCCAAUGUGUGAACCUCAAUGGAACUCAAUGUUCUGGAAAAGCUGUCUCCUGCCCAUCCGAUGAAUACACCUGUCUGUCAGCAUAUGGUGUGACCUUCAUGGGAAAUAAAGAAGUAGCACACGUGUUUCUUAGAUUGUGUGAAAACCGCUCACUAUGUAACCAGUUUGGAAGUAUUGGCUUUUCCUCUGGCAGAAUCAAGAGCCGUACCACCUGCUGUUUCAGUGACAACUGCACCCCUCCCAUGCCCACCUUUCCAGUUGAAGUAACUCGAAAAAAUGGGUUAACCUGCCAAACCUGCAUAUCUAUGGCAACAAACUCGUGCAUUCCUACAACGACCAUGGCGUGUUCCGGGGAUGAGACCAGAUGUAUCACACAAGCUAUCACAAGCAUGUCGGGAACCAUUUCUUCAACAAUGGCUUUACGAGGUUGCUCCACAAAGGAGAUAUGUGAAGGAAUUCAAGAAGUAGAUGUGGAAAAUUUUAAAUAUUCUGCACAAGUUACAUGUAGUGAUGGAAAUGACAAACUACAGCUCAGCCGUUUCAUUUUCUUUCUGUCUGUGCUUUUAAUGCUAAGAUAUUGGUAAGAUAUUGGUAACUGUUAACAAGUAAUCAGGAGUCCUGUCCACGUAAACUAUCAGGGUUAUUCAAUAACAUGGGAAUUGCUGGAAAUUUCAAAUUAAUUCAAAUUUAGGUCAACACAGUGUUGUGUUACUGUUACUCUGUGCUGUGU